Molecule: messenger RNA, 493 nt
Organism: Xenopus tropicalis (tropical clawed frog)
Lineage: Eukaryota; Metazoa; Chordata; Amphibia; Anura; Pipidae
Product: protein kinase C delta type-like
Exons: 3
Coding region: 28-411 (127 amino acids)
Molecular function (GO): protein serine/threonine kinase activity; ATP binding
Source: RefSeq, a predicted model, not a curated record
UGGGCGUUCGGGAUCAUCCUGUGCCUGAUGGCUACUGGUCAAUUACCAUUCGAUGAUCUAUCUGGCAUGAACUAUCUGGCAUAUUUAGUAACCAGUACCAAGCCCCGCUAUGCAAAAGGGCUUAGCAGAGACGCCAGGAGACUUCUGAACGAGCUGCUAGAGAAGGAUCCGGAGAAGCGUCUCGGCACAACAGGAGACAUUAGGAGCCACCCCUUCUUCAGAUCCAUCAAGUGGGCAGAACUGGAGAGCCUGAAGGUGCCUUCGCCUUUUAAGCCGGAAGGAUUUUCACCAGAGGAUUUGAAGGCAACAUAUACAGGGCCACUGCCAUUCUUGGAGAACCCCGAGAGCGAAGUUCCACCUGAUGAUCCAAUGGUUCUCCAGGAAUUCUCAUACGUCAACUCCAGCUGGUAAGCAUAAACAUCUGCCCACAACAUCAGCCCUUUCCUCCGGCCCACAUCAGGCCCUUUCCUCAGGCCCACAACAUCGACCCUUU